GAACCCCAUAUCAGAUGCCGUUUGUCGGGUUGUAACAGUUUAAUGUACUAUCAUGUCACAAGUUGUUGAUUAGCGUGUUUUAGAACUUUUUUUUAAUUCAACAUGAAUUGUAAUAUGUAAUGUUGUAAGCAAAAAGACAAUUCUUCAAGUUGACAUAAAUCGAGGAGGGCCAAAAACCCAUUGAACCGAAUUUUGAAGGAACCUACACGUGUAUCUUGUAAACAGUGAUGGUCAGUGACAUGUAUUCAACUUGCUGGGAUGUAGAACAACAAACCUUCAGUAGCUGACUGGAACCCACUUGACAGUGGUACCAUGGCGGUUAAUGUGUUGGGUCUGGUGGUGCUGCUCCUCUUUUACCUGGUCAUUAUCGUGGUCGGCAUUCUGGCGGCCAGGCUCAAGAGGAAGAGGAAUGGGAGCUCUAGGAUGGAGGAGGCCAUCGUGGCUGGGAGGGAUAUCAAUGUGGUUGUAGGGAUCUUCACCAUGACAGCUACAACUGUUGGGGGAGGAUACAUCAAUGGAACAGCCGAGUCCAUUGCAUCUAGUGGCAUGGUGUGGACUUUAGCUCCAUUUGGUAUUUUCAUUGGAUUGAUCCUAGGUGGUGUUAUAUUUGCUCGUCCAAUGAGAGACCGUCAGUACCUGACCAUGUUGGAUCCCAUCCAGGAGAAGUCUGGAGCUCUAGUGGUGGUUCUGGUCUACUUUGCUACAUUGUGUGGGGAUGUGUUCUGGACGGCCUCCAUCUUGGUAGCUCUCGGGACCAGCCUUAGUGUUAUUGUGAACAUCCCCCUGAGUAUAGCCAUUGUCAGCUCCUCAGCAGCUACCAUCUUUUACACCAUGUUUGGUCAAAUGAUCUCUGUCGCUUACACAGACAUUGUUCAGCUCAUCUUCAUCAUCUUUGGUUUGGGUUUGACACUGCCUUUCAUUCUGACCAAUCAAAAUGUUGGCAGUGUAGCGGCAUCAUCAGAAGUAUGGAUUGGACAAUUUGACCCAAGCAUCACCAGUCCUUGGAUUGACCUAUUCAUUGCUAUGAUUUUUGGAACCAUUCCCUGGCAGGCCUAUUUCCAGAGAGUGCUCUCUGUCAGAAGUGGUAGACAGGCCCAGCUGUUGUCAGUGGUGGGGGCGUUCAGUGCUGUGAUCCUGGCCAUUCCCUCAGUGGUUAUUGGGGCGGUGGCAGUGAGUGCCAAUUGGAGCAACACUACACUUGGUGCCUCCCCUAUGGCAUUGAAUCAAUCAAGCAUGACUCUGCCCUAUGUUCUACAUGAAUUCACACCUAACUGGGUUGCUAUUUUAGGUCUUGGUGCAAUCUCAGCAGCUGUGAUGUCCUCAAUGGAUAGUUCAAUACUUGGCUCAAGUUCUAUGUUUACCAAUAACAUCUAUAAAAAGAUCAUUAGAAAAAAGGCCCAGGACACAGAAACCCUGUGGGUACAGACUGUCUCUAUAUUCUGUGUUGGUACACUGGCUACCCUGGUCUCUCUCUUUGUACCCAUAGUGUAUGGACUAUUUGUCUUAGCAGCUGACAUUGUCUUUGUGAUUGUUCUACCACAACUGUUUUGUGCUGUUUUCUUCAAGAAGACCAACGUUUACGGAGCUAUCCCAGGAUUCCUGGUUGGAACUCUUCUUCGGAUUGGUGCAGGGGAAGUCCUGCUGGACUGGCAGCCAUUUAUCGAGUAUCCAAUGUACAGCAAGGAUAAUGGACAGCAGUUCCCCUUCCGGAGUUUCGCCAUGGCCAUCUCACUCAUUACCAUAGUGACCCUGUCAUUGACUGCUGAUUUAGUCAGACAGUACUUGUGUAGGAAAACACAAAAUAACAAAUACCAUGUCAGUGAGGUGGGAACCAGGGAAGACCCUAACAUAACAAGUGGCUACUCCUCCAGUCACCCUCUUAUGUCUUUCUCUAGAAGCUGAGUUGUAUUGAAUGAUAGCAUUUAAAAAAAUACACCGGGGACAAUUUUACACAAAUUCAAGUUUUGAAAAUAUAUAGUGUACAUGUAGUCUGUGCUGGAAAUCAGAGUGAAUGAUUGUAACGUUAUUUCAAGUACUAGCACUAAAAAAAUUAUGACAUGAGGUCACCAUAUUAUUCAUCAAAGGUUUAUACAGUUUUACACAUGAGGUAACCUAAUUUUUCAUCAAAAGUUACACAUAUAAGUGUUCAUGAUUUUUUUUUUAUUACAUAUCAAGUAAUCAUGAAAUCUUUUUGAUGAUAUGGCAUUAAACUCAGAUUUAUAUACAUCUACCAGGUAUGGUUUUUGGAGGUUUUACAAAAAGUACUGCCACUAAUAUUUACAUUUUGUGGAAUAGGUGUAUCAUAGAUAUACACUGAAAUGUUUAAUGUUUGUCAUGGUUUACAACCAUCACUGUCCAUAUUUUUAUGUGCACAAGGAUUGUAGAAAUACUAGUAACUAUAUUUUGAUUAUACUUUGUAUUCCUUUUCAUGCAAUUUGAUGUAAGUUAUUUAAAAUUAUAUUUAUACAUACAAUUAGCAGGUCAGAUUAAAACUAACUCCUUAUCCCUUACAUGUAUUCUUUGUGCAACUGAUGCGAUAAUGUUCAUAUAUUAAAUUUGUAUGUCUUACAGUCACUGCCAAUCUGAAUGUAAACACCUCUCUCUCUCUCUCUCUCUCUCUCUCUCUCUCUCUCUCUCUCUCCAUAUUCACUUCAAAAUAAUUCAAUCAAUUGUCCUUAAGUUGUAAAAUUCAUUGAAAUACAAAAGUUUGUUCAUCUAUACAAACAUGUAGUAUUUAAUAGUUUAUGAGGCUUUGAAUUUUAGUCGGAUUUCCUACUUUUUAUUUGUUGUAUCGUGUAUUCAUUUUAUUGAACCUUUAUUUUGAAACUAUGAUAAUAGUUAUGCUUAUAUAUAUAUAUUUGCUAUGUUUAAUUGGGUCAUAGAAAACUAUUUUAUUUUUAGAGCACUUUAGUCUAAUUACUAUUAUACAUUGUAGUUAUUUUAUCCAUUUCUCCCAUCUUUUAUGGAUAAAGUGUAAUGUUGUAUUUAAAUGCCUUUGAAGAGUUGCUAGAGAAAAUUUGAAGGCAAAGCAAUGUAAUUUAACUGUCUUAAAUUAUUUGAUUUUUAGCUCACCUGAGCUGAAAGCUCAAGUGAGCUUUUCUGAUCAUUUUUUGUCUGGCGUUCAUCCGUCUGUCUGUCCAUCUGUCUUGUAAUAUUUAGUAGGUUAGUUUAUUAAUAGAAUAUUCUGGACUAUUCUGUGAACUUUUUACAUUUUUUACUUCUUUUCCAGAACCACUGGGCUGAUUUCAACCAAACUUGGCACAAAGCAUACUUUGGUAAAGGAGAUUCAAGUUUGUUAAAAUGAAGGGCAACACCCUCAUUUUAAGGGAGAUAAUUAAGAAAUAUUAAAAAUUUGUUGGUUUCUUCUUCUUCUUCUUCUUCUUCUCCAAAACAAAUUGGCCAGAAAAGCUGUAUUUUGUGUGGAAGCAUACUCAAGUAGUGAAAAUUCAAGUUUAUUCAAAUCAUGAUCCCCGGGGAUAGGAUGGGGCCAAAAUCAGGGGUCGAAUUUUACAUAGGAAUAUAUCGAGAAAAGUCCUUAAAAAUCAAUCAGCCAGAAAAGCUGUAACUUGUGUAGAAGCUUCCUCAGGUAGAGAUGAUUCAAGUUUGUUCAAAACAUGAUCCCCAGGGGUAUGAUGGGACCACAGUUGGGGGUCAAAUUUUUGCGUAGCUAGGAUUAUUUUGAAAAAAAAUCUUUAAAAAUCUUCUUCUCAAAAGUUAAUUGGCCAGAAAAGCUGUAACUUGUGUGGAAGCAUCCUCAGGUAGAGUUGAUUCAAAUUCUAUAAAAUUAUGAUCCUGGGGGUGAGGUGGGUGCCACAACUGGUGGUCGAAUUUUUACAUAGGUAUGUAUAGGGAAAUAUCUUUUCAAAAUUCAAUCCGCCAAAAAAGCUUCAACUUGUUAGAAGUAUCCUCAGGUAUUGUAGAUUCAAGUUUCUUCAAAUGAUGAUCCCCGGGGGUAUGGUGGGGCCACAUUUAGGGGUCAAAUUUUUACAUAGGAAUAUAUAUAUAUAUAUAUAGCAAAAAUGUUUUAAAAUCUCUCUUCUCAAAAUUCAACUGGCCAAAAAACCUGAAACUUGUAUGGUAGAAUUCUCAAGUAGUGUGGAUUCAAGUUUGUUCAUACCAUGAACCCAGGGGGUAGAUUGAGGCCACGGUGGGGGGUCGAAUGCAUAGGAAUAUAUCCAGAAAAAUCUUCUCAAAAAUCAUUUGGCCAGAAAAGCUGUAACUUGUGUGGAAGCACCCUCAGGUAGUGUAGAUUUUAGUUUUUUUCAAAUCUUGAUCCCCGGGAGUAUGGUGGGGCAACAAUUGGGGGUAGAAUUUUACAUACAUUGUAGGAAUGUGUAGAGAAAUAUCUUCUCCAAAAUCAAUUGGCCAGAAAAGUUGUGACUUGAUUAGAAGCAUCAUCAGGUAGUGUAGUGUAAUAUACCGGUAUAUAUAGAAAAAAAUCUUUAAAAUCAAAUGAAAAAUGAAGAGACUAUAAUGGAGGGGGGGGGGGGGGGUCAAAUUUUUGCAUAGGAAAUAAAUUUGAUUAUUCUCAAAAAUAUAAUAUAAUAUUGAUAAUAUGCAAGCAUAUUGACAUUUGUUGAUUCUCAUUUGUUUAGACUGUGGCCCUGAAUAACUCUUGGGCCGCACAAGGGGUUCAAAGUUUGAUGUAGGUUUAUAUUUAUAUGAACAGUUGUUUAAGAUCUUUUUUAGAAUGGAAAUGUUCAAUAUGUGAUGUAAACUAUGAAAUAUUUUAGAUACAAAAAGGGCUCAACAUAAGAACAUCUGUAGAAAAUUUUGAAUUUUUUUUAAUACCUUAUCUUUUUACUUAUUCAUUGUCCCGAUAUUUUGGAUAUUAUUUCAUAAAGCUGAUUUUAUGUCUGUUUUUGCUCAGGUGAGCGAUGUGGCCCAUUGGCCUUUUGUUUUUUCAACAAAUAGGAAUAAAAAAAAAUAUUAAAAGGUUUUUUCCCAGUACGUGAAAAGUGUGCAAAUUGCCGUAGGGAGGAUUCGAGGGAGAAUUACAUGUAUGUCUGCCAGAAGGAGGGGGUUGGGGUGGACCGUUGGAUAAAUGUGUUUGACGGGGUGAGGGUCCGAGGCCUGUUUUUGACUUUGUUUGGUUAUUCUAUUAUAAGUCCAGUGGCUAAGUUCUGUAAGUCUGAACACAAUAAAUGGUAAACUAAUACAUGCCUUUUGUGGCUGUGUUGAAUUACUAUAUAAUUUAUCACUAGUAUUUUUAAAACAUGCCAAAGAUAAGGUUCUAUCUUAUUUUGAAUUAUACAAUGUACUGCGAAGAACAAAAUAUUUUUGUGUAUAACAUUGUAUCUUGCCGCAGAAUAGGGAUCCUAGAACCCUAAUGUGGAGAAUUCAUCCAAAACGAUGUGGUUUGUAAUGUUUUUACGUGAUGGCCUCCUAUACCAUUAAGAUAAACGAACCUUCUCCAUCGUGAACUCCGUAAUUAGAAAGGUUAUCCCGUUCACAAUAUUAUCUCGUAAGUUUUUUCUUUGAAAUUUAUAAGAGCAAAUGACUCUGGAAAAUUAAUAGAAGGAUGACCUUGCAGAUACUUUGUUUUCAUUUUAUCAUUUACUUCUCAUUUUAUUCAAUGAAACAAAUAUAUACAAAAAAGCAUUUGACUUUGGCUAGAAACCGAAUGAAUGUAAACCGUUUUUUCUUAUGGCCAGUUUAUAUUAAUGUUCGUAGUAAAAUUAGAUGAAUUAAAUUGGUUGAUUAAUGACAUUGAACAUGCAAACCGAUAUGUAAUUUAAGUUGUGUCAUUAUGUCAUUAACAAUAAAUCUAAUAGCUCUUGG
Magallana angulata is the source of this 5781-nucleotide messenger RNA. Its product is annotated as high-affinity choline transporter 1-like. NCBI's taxonomy places the organism in Eukaryota, Metazoa, Mollusca, Bivalvia, Ostreida, Ostreidae. Gene Ontology annotation, biological process: acetylcholine biosynthetic process; choline transport; transmembrane transport. Gene Ontology annotation, cellular component: plasma membrane. The record is from RefSeq and is a predicted model, not a curated record. Gene Ontology annotation, molecular function: choline:sodium symporter activity. Bases 313 to 1902 code for a protein of 529 amino acids. The transcript is spliced from 11 exons.